This is a messenger RNA of Nicotiana tabacum (common tobacco), 2595 nucleotides long. RefSeq names its product G-type lectin S-receptor-like serine/threonine-protein kinase LECRK1. Gene Ontology annotation, molecular function: protein serine/threonine kinase activity; ATP binding. The record is from RefSeq and is a predicted model, not a curated record. Gene Ontology annotation, biological process: recognition of pollen; protein phosphorylation. Lineage: Eukaryota; Viridiplantae; Streptophyta; Magnoliopsida; Solanales; Solanaceae.
UCCCUGUUAACGUGUUAAUCAUUGGUACCAUUUAAAAUUGAAAAUGCCCCUGCGUAUAUUAGUCAAAAUAUCCUUAUACGAAAAGUGGCAAAUAUUACUAUUUUCCCAUCUUUCUGCCAUGGCUACUUUCAUGUUCUUGAUGCUUCCAAUGCUAUUUGCAGCUGUUGAAGUUGGAGCACAGAAGCAACUUUCCAACAUAACCUUAGGUUCUAUUCUUUAUCCAAACCGAAAUCCGAGUUCUUGGCUAUCUUCUUCAGGCCAUUUUGCAUUUGGUUUCUACUCAAAAGGGGAUGGAUUUCAAGUUGGCAUAUGGUUAGCUUCCACGAGCGAAAAAACUGUCGUUUGGAGUGCUAGUAGAGAUGAUCCUCCAGUUCAUUCGGAUGGAUACCUCGAGUUUACAAAAGAAGGCAAACUUAUUCUAUGGACAAAGCAGAACAUGAAAGUCAUUGCAGAAUCUCCAAAGCCACUAACUUCAGCUUCCAUGCUUGAUUCUGGUAACUUUGUUAUCUAUAAUAAAACAGAUGUCGUUUGGGAAAGUUUUGAUUAUCCAACGGACACCCUCCUCGUUGGCCAGCGCCUAAUAUCAGGCCACAGCCUUGUCUCUAGUGUCAGUGAAAUUGAUCAUUCAAUUGGGAGAUUUUAUUUGAGUAUGCAGCCUGAUGGGAAUCUUGUUGCAUAUCCAACCAAUUACAUAAAUAGACCUGAGGCUUCCUAUUGGGCUUUCAUGUUACAAAGUAGAGGCGAAUUCGGUGAUGUUGAUUCAGUUUUUGUGAGUCUUACUUCAAGAGGCCAACUGUUUAGAAAUGCUUCUAAUGGUUUUGGUUUUCAAGUGAAUGAAAUAGCAAAUAGCUCAACUCGAACACCAAAUAAGACAGUGAUUUAUCGCGCUACUCUUGAUCCUGAUGGUAUUUUUAGGCUUUAUACACACAGUUUUGAAGGCAGAGAUGAAUCGAGCUUGGAAAUCAAUUGGUCAUCGCUACAAAAUCAAUGCCAAGCCAGGGGAUUCUGUGGCGUAAACAGUUAUUGUACUGCAAGAAAUGGCAGCAGCAGCACAGGUGCUUGUUCUUGCUUACCAGGAUUUUUAUAUGCCAACCAUGAAAUGAAAUUCCAAGGGUGCUAUCGGGGAUUUGUUUAUGAAGAGUCUUGUGGAAGCAGCAACUCUACAUUAUUGGCCUACAAUCUCACCAUGAUUCAACACUUGAAACUUGGAGGAUAUCCAUUUUCUCAGGUUUCAAUUGUUGAGCAGGAUUGCAGAAAAUCUUGCUUGGAAGAUUGUACUUGUUGGGCUGCUCAAUAUGUCAAUGGAGUUUGCUGCAAAUUCAAGCUUCCAUUAGUAUAUUCAACACUUGAUCCAACUGAUCAGUCUGUCAAGGCUUUUGUCAAGCAGAGCUACAAUAUUUCCCAAAUUGCAGGUCACACUGUUCCCUAUCCUGGAAAAGCUGGGAAUAGAAAUAAAAGCCGGAAAGAGAUAAUCUUGAUUCUAUCCCUGGCUCUUGGCUCCGUAGCAUUUCUGCUUACGGUUGUUGCAAUUUGCAGUUAUCUUUUCUACAGAAGCAGUGAGGGCCAAUAUCAAAAACUGUUGGAAAAUCCAUAUUUGGGGCCAAACGAGGAGUUCACUCUUCGAUCAUUUUCUUACGAAGAGCUUGAAAAAGCCACUGAAUAUUUCAAGGAAGAGAUAAGGAAUGGUUCGUUUGGAAACCUCUAUAAAGGAAUUUUAUCAGAAGGUAACAGAACGAUUGCUGUAAAACGACUGGAGAAGAUGGGGGAUGAAGGAGAAAGGGAGUUUAAAGCAGAAAUGACAGCAAUUGGGCAAGCUCGUCACAAAAACUUGGUUCAUUUGCUUGGUUUUUGCUUGGAGGGAUCCGAAAAGAUUCUUGUAUACGAGUACACGAGCAAUGGAUCACUUGCAGAUAUCCUAUUUAAUUCUGAAACAAGUCCUUCUUGGGAGCAAAGGAUGAGGCUUGCACUUGACAUAUCACGAGGAAUACUUUAUUUGCAUGAAGAAUGUGAGACUUGCAUAAUUCACUGCAACAUAAAGGCACACAAUAUCCUUGUAGAUGAUUUGUGGACGGCUAAAAUCUCUGAUUUUGGGCUAGCAAAGUUUUUGGUUCCUAAUCAAGUAGGAAACCAACUUCAGCUCAAAACAAGAGGGUAUUUGGCACCAGAGUUGCAGAAUACCGCCUUGAUAUCUGACAAGGUAGAUGUUUAUAGCUAUGGAGUGAUGCUCUUGGAGAUCAUAUGCUGUAGAAGUAAUAUGGAUGUCAACGUCUCAACUGAGGAUGAGAUCUUUCUUCCUACUUGGGUACAUAAAUGCUUUGUCGAAAAUGAUCUCAAAAAGCUAGUGGGAGAUGAGGAAGUAGACGUGAAGUCCUUAGAGAGGACGGUGAAGGUUGGUUUGUUAUGCAUUCAUGAUAAUCCUGAUCUGCGCCCUUCUAUGAGGAAUGUGGUUCUCAUGUUAGAAGGAAUUAUGGACAUACCAUUUUUAGCAUACACAAACAUUGUUUAGGUUUCUUAUGUCUUCUGUAUAUUGUAACAUACUGAUAUAUAAUGAAGCAUAAAUUUUACUUUGUAAUAGAAUGUCAAGCAUUUUAUUUA